AUGCGUACCACCACCUCAGUAAAUGACUCCCUGGACCAUUCAAGUUCCUCCUGCGUAGACGCCAAAGAGGGAUUUUCAACGUCUUGUCCUACCAUCGAAAAAGGCGAAGAACUUCCACCACCGGCCCAGCGAGAUUCUGAUGAUUUCCCUGAAGGCGGAGUUCGCGGGUGGCUGACGGUCAUUGGGGGGGCGUUAGUUGCCUUCUGUACUUUCGGUGUGGUACAGUCGUUCGGUGUUUACCAAGACUUCUACACGCGCACAUGGUUGAACGAGAAGACGCCAUCCGAGGUCAGCUGGAUUGGGUCAGUCCAGGUCUUCCUGGUCUUUGCGAUCGGCCUCCCAGCCGGUCGCCUGCUUGACCUAGGCUACUUCCACCAUACGAUGAUCAGUGGCACUGUUAUUUUUGCGCUUUCGAUCUUCAUGUUGUCACUAUCCCAGCCGCAUCACUAUUAUCAGAACUUCCUUGCUCAAGGGCUCGGGAUGGGUUUGGGAAUGGGUUUAAUGUUCAUUCCGGCUUUGACCAUGACAUCACAUUAUUUCCGGCGGAAAAGGUCGCUGGCUAUGGGCGUCGUUGUUUCUGGGUCCAGCAUUGGCGCAUGCAUCUAUCCAGUCCUACUAAACAACUUGUUCGGAAGGAAAUCUGGCUUCGGCUGGGGUGUCAGGGCUGUCGGAUUCCUCGACGUCGGGCUGCUUCUGAUAGCCAACUUCUUGAUGAAACCGCGACUGCAGCCUCGAAAAGGCACCAAUCAAUCACCACCUGCCACCUUCAGAGAUAUAGCCAACGAUGCUCCUUUCUGGGUUUUCGUUGCUGGGACGUUCUUGGUCUUUUGGGGUGUUUUCGUUCCAUUCUUCUAUCUUCAGCUGUAUGCCGCAGUAUAUGGCGUAGAUCCCCAAUUCUUGAAGUACGCGAUCACUGUUAUGAAUGGCGCCUCGAUAUUAGGUCGAACGAUCCCCAACCUGGUUGCUGACCUUCUGAUUGCAUCGUCUAUUAUCUCAGGCGCCUUGAUGUUCGCUCUCUUUGGGGCUACCAGCGUCGGAGGCGUCGCCACCUUCGGCAUCUUUUACGGUUUCUUUUCUGGCGGGGUCAUCUCCCUCGCAGCGCCUGCUGUGGCCUCGUUCAUCACCCAUCCUGACCUCUCUGAUCUAGGAAUCCGCAUCGGAGUGCUAUCGUUCUCCUUGGCCUUCGCUCUGUUGACGGGGAACCCCAUCGCUGGCGCCCUUCUCACCUCUAAUCACCACUGGCAACGACCACUAACCUUCGCUGCGGUCGUGGUUUUCGCCGGUGCAUUGUGUUAUCUCCUGGUUUGGAGAUCUCUCGUCAGCCGUAGGAAGACGAAAGCAAUCUAA
Molecule: messenger RNA, 1347 nt
Organism: Coprinopsis cinerea okayama7#130
Lineage: Eukaryota; Fungi; Basidiomycota; Agaricomycetes; Agaricales; Psathyrellaceae
Exons: 13
Coding region: 1-1347 (448 amino acids)
Biological process (GO): transmembrane transport
Cellular component (GO): fungal-type vacuole membrane
Molecular function (GO): transmembrane transporter activity
Source: RefSeq, a predicted model, not a curated record